GAAAAGUAUUUAUAAUUGCUAUCGAAGUAAAAAAAAAUGCCGAAAGAAAUCAUCAAAAAUGUUUCUGGUGAAGUAAAGAGUGGUCAAAUGUUGGCAAUAAUGGGCGCCAGUGGCGCCGGAAAGACAACGCUAUUGAAUGUAUUGACGGCCAGAAACCCAUUGAAACUACGAGUGAAAGGAGUGGUGCUAUUGAAUGGACAGGCGGUCAGUGCGGAGACAAUGGCAUCGCUUUCCUCAUACAUAGAACAACACGAUUUGUUUCAUCCCUUCCUUACAGUUAGAGAACAUCUCGUCUUUCAAGUACUUGUCGUGUGA
Molecule: messenger RNA, 315 nt
Organism: Medioppia subpectinata
Lineage: Eukaryota; Metazoa; Arthropoda; Arachnida; Sarcoptiformes; Oppiidae
Source: the annotation of a GenBank genome assembly